GGCACAAUGGACGCUGCGAGCUGCUAGCGGCGGCUGGCCUCCGAUUCAGUAACUUUGACUCAGAGUACAGGAGGAGGAGACCAUGGGGAACACGAGCACUGCUAUGGGCCAGGGUGAGAAGGCCCACCGGAGGGACAGUCGAGGGACCAAGGAGGGGGAAAGGCCCAAAAUCUUGAUGGACAGUCCCGAGGAUGCAGAUAUAUUUCAUGGUGAAGAUAUGAAAGCUCCUCUGGAGAAAGAGGAGUUCCUUGCAUGGCAGCAGGACUUGGAAGCAGAUGACAAAGGGCCAGCUUUGGACCGGCCAACAGUUUUUCGCUGGACUGGGGAGUGCAGAGAGGUUUAUCUGUCCGGAUCCUUCAAUAGCUGGGCCAGUAAGAUCCCCCUGAUCAGGAGUCAGAACAACUUCGUGGCCAUCGUGGAUCUGCCGGAGGGGGAGCAUCAGUACAAGUUCUACGUGGACGGGCAGUGGACCCACGAUCCAACUGAGCCGGUAGUGACCAACCAGCUGGGUACAGUCAACAACAUCAUCCAGGUGAAGAAAACAGACUUUGAGGUGUUCGAUGCCCUCAUGGUGGACUCCCAGAAAUGCUCUGAUAUGUCAGACCUCUCCAGCUCCCCACCCGGAUCGUACCAUCAGGAUGCCUACGUUCCCAAACAGGAAGAGAAGUUCAAGUCUCCGCCCAUCCUGCCGCCUCACCUGCUACAGGUCAUCCUCAACAAGGACACAGGCAUUUCUUGUGAUCCUGCAUUGCUGCCAGAGCCCAAUCAUGUCAUGUUGAACCACCUCUACGCUCUCUCCAUCAAGGAUGGUGUGAUGGUUCUCAGUGCCACCCAUCGCUACAAGAAGAAGUAUGUCACCACCUUGCUGUAUAAGCCCAUCUAACUGAGGACCUGGCUGUGACCAGCCUAGUGUGUUACUAUGCACCGAGUGUACAAAAUAUUAGCUGCACCUUCUCUUCACAUGAAGCAAAGAUGACCAGGCUGACAUGGUGAUGCCCUAAAUUAUGUAGAUGAGGAGGAGGAGACAAGUGAAGUGAAGACUCGUAAGUCUUUGGGUAGCAGUCUGAUUUGUAGUGCUGUUCAGCGCCAUGUGACGAAGGUCUUCACAGCUAGUGGAGCUGUGAUCAGUGAAGUCUAACGACCUAAUGAAAUCAUGAUUGUUCAGUUACAUAAACAGUAGGAAAAUUAAAAUAAAAACGUUUCAGAGGUAAGGUGGUCCCAUCAGUGUAGGCUGGGACCAGUGUGAUGUGCAGGUCCAUGGUCUAUAAACCUAGGAGUUGUGGUAAUAAUUUGUACAUUCAGUGUGUAUGCAAUUCAUUUACAUAUCUGUUUACUACAGCUAAUGCCACUCCGUCACUGAAGUACUGUCUUCUGACCACGUAGCGCCCUCUGUAGUUUGAAAGACCGACAGCUCUAUCAAAGAAUCAGUUCAUCUGCAUACAGAGACAUUCCUGUCAAUAAAGGUUGUGUCCAGGUGAACUGAUUCACCUCCUCCGAUCUCCUUACCUGGACCACUGAGCAUGCAGCCACACGCCCACAGCUCCACCUAGCACAUGCAUCGAGAGGCGGUAUGGAUGACCUACCACAUGUGUUGAGAACAAGUGUAAAUGUGAUGGGGUGGUCUGGGGCGGCGGGGACAAGCCGACUGACAGUACGAAGAGUUUGUUGCCCUCCGUGAGAUGAUGUGUUUACCCUCGAGUGGGGAGAUCGACUCUAUUGUCUCGGGAGAGGAGACACGGAGGUAAAAAGGAAGUUCCUCUUGAAUGUGAAGACGUCGCUUGGCAGAUCAUGAUGGGUUGCACAGAGAUGAGAAGGAUGCAGAUUAUUUCUUUUCACCCACCUGUUCCUUGUCUCUCAGCCUCUGUUGUGUUGUCUUGCCUGAUUGUCUCAGUUUUGCUGUCUGUCCUUUAGUUAGGAGCACUGUAGAAUCACGUUUUGUUACUUGAAUUUGUGUAAUAUCAGAUGAUGUUGGAAUUUUUUGUUUGGUAAAUAUGUUUGAAUAAAAUAAAUACA
Lampris incognitus (smalleye Pacific opah) is the source of this 2013-nucleotide messenger RNA. It is a transcript of the gene prkab1a, whose product is annotated as protein kinase, AMP-activated, beta 1 non-catalytic subunit, a. Gene Ontology annotation, cellular component: nucleotide-activated protein kinase complex; nucleus; cytoplasm. NCBI's taxonomy places the organism in Eukaryota, Metazoa, Chordata, Actinopteri, Lampriformes, Lampridae. Gene Ontology annotation, biological process: signal transduction. Bases 83 to 883 code for a protein of 266 amino acids. The transcript has 8 exons. Gene Ontology annotation, molecular function: protein kinase binding. The record is from RefSeq and is a predicted model, not a curated record.